Australozyma saopauloensis is the source of this 1248-nucleotide messenger RNA. RefSeq names its product Fad2p (gene FAD2). Gene Ontology annotation, biological process: unsaturated fatty acid biosynthetic process. Lineage: Eukaryota; Fungi; Ascomycota; Pichiomycetes; Serinales; Metschnikowiaceae. The record is from RefSeq and is a predicted model, not a curated record. Gene Ontology annotation, molecular function: oxidoreductase activity. The coding region runs from base 1 to 1248 and encodes 415 amino acids. The transcript has a single exon.
AUGUCAAAAGUCGCCUCGUUGUCCUCCACUAGCACAGGAGCCCUGUCCUCCAAAACCACCAAGCGUUCGGGUAACGUCGCCACGCUCCUGGAGAAAUUGACUGCAAUUGACACUUACGGAAACGAGUUCGAGGCUCCAGACUACACCAUUAAGGACAUUUUGUCUGUCAUUCCUGCCGAGAGUUACGAGCGUCGUACUCUCGAGUCCAUGUACUAUGUUUUCCGUGACAUCGCUGCCAUGGUUUCCAUUGGAUGGGUUGCCAACACUUACAUUCCAGUAUUGCCCAACGCUGCACUUAGAUUCGCUGCUUGGACCACAUAUUCCAUCAUCCAGGGUCUUUUCGGUACUGGUAUCUGGGUUUUGGCCCACGAGUGUGGCCACUCUGCUUUCUCUGACUCCAGAAUCGUCAACGACACUGUUGGUUGGGUGUUGCACUCGUUCUGGCUCGUUCCAUACUUCUCCUGGAAGUUCUCUCACUCUAAGCACCACAAGGCUACUGGCCACAUGGACAGAGAUAUGGUUUUCGUUCCUAAGACCAGAGAUGAGUUCAUCAAGAACAGAGGUGCCUCUGUCAUUGAGGAGAUUGCCUCUGACUCUCCUAUCGUUUCCUUGUGGUCCUUGAUUACCCAACAAUUGUUCGGUUGGAUCAUGUACAUCUCUACUAACGUCACUGGUCAAAAGGUUGCCCCAACCGGUUGGGGCAUGAACCACUUCAACCCAGCUUCUGCCAUUUUCGAGAAGAACCAAUACUGGUACAUUGUUUUGUCCGACAUUGGUAUCCUUACCCAACUUUUCGUUUUGUACACUUGGUACCAAAACUACGGUGGUUUCAACCUCUUGGUUAACUGGUUCAUCCCAUACCUCGGUGUUAACCACUGGCUUGUGUUCAUUACCUUCUUGCAACACUCUGACCCUGAGAUGCCUCACUACGAAGCCGACCAAUGGAACUUCGCCAGAGGUGCCGCUGCCACCAUCGACAGAGAGUUUGGUUUCGUCGGAAAGCACAUCUUCCACGAUAUCAUCGAGACCCACGUCUUGCACCACUACUGCUCCAGAAUUCCUUUCUACAACGCUCGUCCUGCUUCUGAGGCCAUCAAGAAGGUCAUGGGUAAGCACUACCGUCACAGCGAUGAGAACAUGUUUGUUUCUUUGUGGAAGUCUGCCAGAUGGUGUCAGUUCGUUGAGGGUGACAACGGAUUGUUGAUGUACAGAAACGUCAAUGGCUUUGGUACUCCACCAAAGAAGUAA